AUGGCAGAAGUGGAGACGCGGUCCACGGCUCAGUCUGUCGCUGACGGAAUGGUUUUUUCUGAUGAGAAGUUGUCCAGGGUGGACAGACAUUGCAGCGAUGAUGAAGAUAUGCUGGAUGAGAGUGAGGUCAAUGGUAACUGGACUCCUCAGGAGAAAGCCCUGCAUGAGGCCCGACUCAAAGCCAAAGCCAAGCGGCGUCUACGCAAGUCCUCGUCCCGAAACUCUACUUCAGACUCCAUCUCAGAGUCUGGGGAGUUAGGAGGGGGUGAUCCACACAGUCCAAAGGGCAAGGUCGCCACCAGUGACCGCAAAUCCAGGAUGGGAAAAGGUCGUGGGCUACCAAAGAAAGGUGGAGCGGGGGGUAAAGGAGUGUGGGGUGCUGCAGGAAUGGUGUAUGAAGAUGAAGAACCCGACGUACGGGACCCCAAUUACGAUGAAUCUUCUCAGGGAGACACAGUUUAUGCGACAGUUGUUCCGGUAAUAGAUGAGAAGGAACUUGAAAAAAUGGUCAACCCGAUUGUACAGGAGUACUUUGAACAUGGAGACACCAAAGAAGUAGAGAUGUUGCUGAAGGAAUUGAACCUCGGCCCUCACAAGUACGAGUUUUCCACUAUGGCUGUGUCCCUGUCUCUGGAAGGCAAAGCUAGUCACAGAGAGCUGACCUCGCGUCUGCUCUCAGACCUCUCCAACAAGAUGAUGUCCAAAAGUGAAAUGGGCAGGGCCUUUGACAAGAUGCUCAAAGAACUGCCGGACCUGAUCCUUGACACCCCUGAGGCCCCACAGAUGUUAGGCCAGUUCAUAGCCAGAGCAAUAGCGGACCAUGUGCUGCCCACGUCUUUCCUGGACUGUUAUAGAGGCAGAGUGGACUGUGAGCAUGCAAGAGUGGCUUUAGACCGCGCCACAGUGCUUCUGUCCAUGAAGAAGGAAGUUGUUCGUCUGGAUAAUGUGUGGGGCGUUGGCGGUGGCCUAAGACCCGUCAAACAUCUCGUUAAAGAGAUGAACCUGCUCCUGAAGGAGUACUUGAUAUCUGGAGAUAUAGCAGAGGCUGAACACUGUCUGAGAGACCUUGAGGUUCCACACUUUCACCAUGAGCUCGUUUAUGAGGCUGUAGUAAUGGUGCUGGAGGCCAGUGGGGACAAUUCUGGCAAAAAUAUGAUAAAACUGCUACAGUCCUUUUGGAAAUCAGGUCUGGUCACUAUUGAUCAAAUGAAUAGGGGCUUCCAACGAGUGUAUGACGAGCUCCCUGAGAUUAGCCUGGAUGUGCCACAUGCUCACACUAUCAUGGAGGACUUUGUGGACCUCUGCUACCAAGAAGCAAUUAUCACUAAACAGCUGAGGGAUGCUUGUCCUUCCAGAGGACGCAAGCGAUUUGUGAGAAGUAGCUUCUCGGCUAGCGGAAGACAUGAGCAGCUGAAAUCGUGCAGGUUUGACAGCUUUGGCAGGAUGGGAAGGCAGAGGAAAAGGGUGGUGACCGGGGAAGCACCCCCACCUCCAAGGAAAGAUGACAAGCCUUCUGCAUUUCAUCGGAAGGAGAAGAAAAAGAAAGUUGAUAUUGGCAAAGUCUUCAUCAACAUCUCCAUUGGCCUUUGCAUAUUCAGCCUCAUCUGGUUCUUCUAUGCCUUAUAUAUGCGGUCAAGCCUAGCCAAAAGGGUGGUGACUUUACAUCCGGCAGCCCCUGUUCUGGAUGCCAAUAGCAGCAGUGCCAAGGUCUCACCAGAGAGAUUCUGGGGCACCUACAGGCCGCAGGUUUACUUUGGCAUGAAGACGCGGAGUCCAAGGCCAAUUGUCACUGGUAUGAUGUGGAUGCGUCAGUUCUCCGAUGUUGACAUAAAUCUGAGGCACACGUGUGAACAGGGGGACCGUUUGCAGAGCUACGGCUGGCUGAUGCAUGAUGGGACCAACUUCGGUGUCCAGGAGAUAAGAGAUAAUGAUUUUACCCUAACCACAGAGUUUGUGAAGCGGAUGGGAGGUGGUCACGGAGGAGACUGGACAUGGAGGAUCACUGCCAAACAACAUAGCUCCUCCCCCCACGCUCCUGUUCUCUCCCUGAUGUUCUAUGCUGCAGCAGACACACAGGGUUCUCUGGAAGCACACGUGGAGGAGAAAACACGCCUGGCCUCCGUCACCGGCUCCUCCGAGGAGCUGGGAAAUUUCAAGAUCACUUUCCGAAAACCUGUCACUGGUGAACCUUCCAGUGCUAAAUAUGCCAGUUAUAACUAUCUGAAGACUGUCAGCCCUGGUUUGGAGAAACUAUCCGACAUUGUGAAGCAUAGCCUAAAUCGCAGGUUUGUCUACAGUCCUUCAUCUGGAGAGAAAAGGCAUUACAUCGGUGUAGACGUCUAUAGGCCCCCACAUCAUCCCAACCAGCAGAAACCACAGGACACGAGAAAGGAGAGCGAUUUUGUGGUUCACCAAGUCACAGUCCAGACACCGUUCCAGGUGGAAGUUUUGUUCGAAUCCGGCAGCUUUUCUAACCGUCCAAACCAGCUUGUGGGUUCAACUCUGACACAAGAGUUGGAGAAAAGAAAGGCAGAGUUCAGCGCAAAGUUUGAAAAUACCUUUAGGCUUGAAAGCAAAGGAUUUAAUCAGGCAAAUAUUAAAUUUGCACAAGCGGCACUCAGCAACAUGUUGGGCGGAAUGGGCUACUUCUACGGGCAGUCAGUGGUUCAGUCGGUUUACAAUGAGUACCCUCUUCUGUACCCUGAAGGUUCCCUCUACACUGCUGUACCCUCUCGCUCCUUCUUCCCCCGUGGGUUUCUCUGGGACGAAGGCUUCCACCAGCUGCUUUUGAGUAAGUGGGACCCUGAGGUGACAAGAGAGGCCAUCGCACACUGGAUCGAUCUCAUGAACAUUGAAGGAUGGAUUCCGCGAGAGCAAAUUUUGGGAGACGAAGCCCGUAGCAAAGUCCCAGGCGAGUUCAUCGUUCAACGCAAUGAAAACGCCAAUCCUCCCACUCUUUUUUUAGCACUCCAGGAUCUCAUCGGACAAUUGUCGUCAAAUCCAGAUGAGAAAACGUUAACUUUUCUCCAACGUCUUUUUCCCAAAUUGAAAACUUGGUUUGGCUGGUACAACACCACUCAGACUGGCCCCAAACCAAACUCGUAUCGUUGGCGAGGACGUGACAAAGACACCAACUUAUUUCUCAAUCCUAAAACGCUAACGUCCGGACUAGAUGACUACCCCCGUGCGUCGCAUCCUUCCGCAGAUGAACGGCACAUAGACUUGCACUGUUGGAUGGCAAUGUCUUCAGGGAUCAUGGCACGGAUAGCUCAACUUCUCGGCGAGCCUCAUGAAGAUUAUGAAGCCACUCACAACAUUCUCAGCGAUAACGGUCUGCUGAAUGAGCUGCACUGGUCGGAACAGUUGAGGGCCUACAGCGAUUUCGGGAACCACACACAGUCCGUCUCGCUACAACAAGAGAAGGUGUAUGUGCCUCCCGGACAGCCGCGGCAUCAGUUCCCUGUAGCUCGACUUGUGCGUUACGUCCGCAAAGCCCCUAAGCUGCAGUUUGUCAACGCUCUUGGCUACGUCAGCCUGUUCCCCUUCCUGCUGCACAUUCUUCAGCCAGACUCGCACAAACUGGAACAAAUCUUCCAAGACAUGAGGGAUCCCAAUAAGCUCUGGACACCAUACGGCCUGCGGUCCUUGUCCAAAGCCGAUCCCCUAUACAUGAUGAGAAACACGGAGCAUGAUGCCCCCUACUGGAGGGGUGCCAUUUGGAUUAACAUCAACUAUUUGGCAGUGCGAGCCCUCCAUCACUACAGCAACACAAACGGGCCGUACCAAGAGAAGGCCGCUGGUCUUUAUAAAGAACUCAGGACUAACAUUGUCAAUAAUGUUUUUAAACAGUAUGUUGAAACGGGCUAUAUCUGGGAGCAGUACAAUGACAGCACUGGCAGAGGCCAAGGAAGCCACCCUUUUACCGGCUGGUCAGCGCUCACGGUGUUAAUAAUGGGAGAGCAUUACUGA
Messenger RNA from Knipowitschia caucasica, 3969 nucleotides. The record is from the annotation of a GenBank genome assembly. NCBI's taxonomy places the organism in Eukaryota, Metazoa, Chordata, Actinopteri, Gobiiformes, Gobiidae.